AGCAAUGCGGCGAACUCAUCAAAGAGCAAAACCUAAAUUUUAGAUCCUUCGAAACCACCACCCCUACUUCUCUUGAGUUGAAUUUAGAUUUUAGAAUCUCACAUUCUAAGGGUUCAGAAACAUGGCUUCAAGAACUGCCUCCAAAGAUAUAAUCACUCUUCGCGGAUCAGCCGCUAUUGUCAGUGAAUUCUUCGGUUAUGCUGCAAAUAGUAUUUUAUACAACCGCGGUGUGUACCCGGAAGAGAGUUUUGCGAAGGUGAAGAAAUAUGGGCUUCCGAUGUUGCUCACUCAAGAUGAAGGUGUCAAAACCUUCAUUUCCAACUUAACAGCCCAAAUUUCUGAGUGGCUCGAGGCCGGGAAACUACAGAGGGUUGUGCUUGUGAUCAUGAGUAAGGCCAGUGGCGAGGUGUUAGAGAGGUGGAAUUUCAGUAUUGAGACAGACAGUGAGGUUGUUGAGAAAGGUGUUUCAAGGGAGAAGAGUGAUAAAGAAAUAAUGCGCGAAAUUCAAGCGAUUAUGAGACAAAUAGCUUCCAGCAUUACAUAUCUCCCAUGCCUUGAUGAAGCAUGCGUGUUCGAUGUGUUAGCCUACACUGAUACAGAUGUUGCAGUCCCGUUCACUUGGAUCGAAAGUGACCCUAAACUGAUAGCAAAUCCACAAAUGGUCAAAUUGCAUUCCUUUGACACCAAGAUACACAAGGUUGACACUCUGGUUUCCUACAAGAAUGAUGAUGAGUGGGAUGAGGCAUGAAUGAAUGUUGGUUAAAUGUUGGGCACUUGUGUUUUUAAGUUUGUGAAUCGUCAAUUCACAUUUAGUAUUAUGUAAGUGAGAGGAAAGUCCUAAACCCUCCCUCUCUCUGUAUAACAAGAUUUAUGUUAUUGAUCAAUGAUUUCAUUUAUGUGAUGUUGGAUUUGCUUUUCCAA
Ipomoea triloba (trilobed morning glory) is the source of this 921-nucleotide messenger RNA. Its product is annotated as mitotic spindle checkpoint protein MAD2. Gene Ontology annotation, biological process: mitotic spindle assembly checkpoint signaling. Bases 122 to 748 code for a protein of 208 amino acids. NCBI's taxonomy places the organism in Eukaryota, Viridiplantae, Streptophyta, Magnoliopsida, Solanales, Convolvulaceae. Gene Ontology annotation, cellular component: kinetochore; nucleoplasm; cytoplasm. The record is from RefSeq and is a predicted model, not a curated record. The transcript has 7 exons.